Messenger RNA from Closterium sp. NIES-67, 2935 nucleotides. The record is from the annotation of a GenBank genome assembly. NCBI's taxonomy places the organism in Eukaryota, Viridiplantae, Streptophyta, Zygnematophyceae, Desmidiales, Closteriaceae.
UGCAAGAGCGACCUAGUCACUGCGCCGUUCGAGUCUUCAUUCUCGGCCUUAGCAGCUCAUGUAGGCCAGAAUGACGCGCGCGCGACUGUUCUUGUCCGCGGCUCGCGGGUUCCUCGCGAGGCGCGGAGAUCCAACGGCUGGCAGCCACUCUGCUGGUGCUGCUGUUACCGCGGAUUCCUUCCUGUGCCACGUCAGCAGGGCUUUAAGCUCCUGUUCGUGGAUCCGAUCCGCAGAUCUCGAUCCAAGCCGUCCAGAGAUCGGGCCUGAUGAUCUCAACCGCUCGCUCCUUCGAAAUACGUCCACGUGUUCCUUAGUCUCCUCCGUGCCGCACAAUGGCGGCUCGAUCUGCCGAGCCGCUAGACCUAGAAGCUACAGGUACAGCACGAACGCCGCGAGCGCGACCGACGCUGCUGGAUUAGCGGAGGCCGCCGGAUUGCACGACGACCCGAACGAGGGUAGCAUAAGCGAGGGUAGUACGCGCAACGAGGCGAUUCGCAACGUGGCGAUCAUAGCGCACGUGGAUCACGGCAAGACGACGCUCAUGGACCGCCUCAUCCGCGCCUCCAGCUCCACCGCUGCUACCACCGCCGGAGGUGGAGGAGGGGGAGGGGGAGGGGGAGGGGGAGGGGGAGCAGGUGGCGGGGGUUCGGCGGCAGCCGAUUUGCCGUGCGAUCGAGUGAUGGACUCCAUCGCUCUGGAGCGCGAGAGAGGAAUCACGAUCGCGUCCAAGUACACGUCGGUCACAUUCAGAGGAACCACUCUCAAUCUUGUGGACACACCUGGCCAUGCGGACUUUGGAGGGGAGGUGGAGCGGGUAAUGGGCAUGGUGGACGGAGCGCUCCUGCUGGUCGACGUGGCGGAGGGUCCCUUGGCACAGACCAAGUUUGUGCUGGGGAAGGCUCUGCAGAGGGACUUAAAGCCCAUUGUCGUGCUCAACAAGUGCGACCGGCCCUCAGUGACCACCCAGAUGGUGCAUCAGGUGGAGUCAGCCAUCUUCGACCUCUUUGCUUCCUUUGACGCCACAGAGGAGCAGCUGGACUUCCCUGUGCUCUACGCCUCGGCCCGACACGGCUGGGCGAGCUCCUCUUGGCCGCCACCGCAGCUCUCGAUGGCAGGGUCCGACCCUGUAUCAGCAGCAGCAGCAGCAGCAGCAAAGGGGGAGAGUGGGGUGGUGCCUAUUCUUGAGGCGAUUCUUGACCGUGUUCCUCCGCCAGUCGUGGACCCAACAGCGCCCUUCCAGAUGCUGGUGUCAUUAAUCGACAGGGACCCGUUUCUAGGCCGCCUGCUGAUUGGUCGGAUAGCAUCGGGUGUGGUGCGCGUGAACGACAGGGUGCGAGCGCUGACGAGGGACAGCGAAGGGGAGGCGUUUUCGCUGGAGGAAAGCAAGGUGGUGAAGCUGGUCAAGCGGAGGGGAGUAAAAUCCGAAGAUAUGAGUGAGGCAGCAGCAGGGGACAUAGUGGCAGUGGCGGGGAUGACACACGCACACGUCUCCCACACUCUUGCUGAUCUCUCGGUUUCAACGCCCCUCCCAGUGGCCGCCAUUGAUCCCCCCACUAUCGCCAUGACCUUCAGUGUCAACGACUCGCCUCUGGCAGGGAGACACGGCACCCAGAUGACCGGGCCAAAGAUCGGAGCCCGGCUGAAAGCAGAGGUGGCGACCAACGUGUCUCUCGGGCUUGAAGGAGGUCCCUCUGCUGACGCCUUCAAAGUGCUGGCAAGAGGCGAGCUGCAGCUAGGUGUGCUUAUAGAGAGUAUGCGCAGAGAAGGGUUUGAGCUCUCCAUAUCGCCGCCAUCCGUGCUGUACCGCGAGGAGCGUGGAAAGAAGUUAGAGCCAAUAGAAGAGUUGAUGGUGGAGGUGGACGAGGAGUAUGCAGGAGCGGUGAUCGACACCAUCUCCCUCAGAAAGGGGGAGCUGCUAGACAUGAUCACAGAAUCGUCUUCCUCCUCCUCCUCCUCCUCAUCCGAUUCCAGCUCAUUUGGUGCUGACUCAUCAUCAUCAUCUGCCACAUCAUCACCCCCGCCAUCCACGUCACCAUCUUCCCCUGCCAGCUCAUCGUCCUCGCCCUCAUCCCUCUCCCGAACACGUCUACUCUUCACCUGCCCAUCCAGGGGCCUCUUGGGAGUGCGAGGAGUGCUCAACACUGCAACCAGGGGCACAGCAGUGCUGCACCGAUCAUUUCUGCGGUACGAGCCUUGGAGGGGCCGGCUGGAGCGAGGACGCAAGGGGGUGAUUGUGUCGAUGGCCACAGGUACCAUCACAGCCCAUGCCCUCUCCUCUCUUGAAGCCCGAGGCACACUCUUUGUCAGCCCUGGAGAUGAGACAUACGAUGGCCAUAUUAUAGGGGAAAACGCAAGGGACGAGGAUAUGGAGGUGAACCCUGUACGCACUAAGGAGCUCACCAACAUAAGAGCGGCGUCUAAGGAUGAGAACAUUCGCCUCACGCCGCCACGGCAGAUGAGCCUUGAGGAAGCCAUGGGGUACGUGCAGACGGGCGAGCUGGUGGAGGUGACUCCUGCUGCCAUCCGCCUGAGGAAGAAAGAGCUGAGCUCGUCCAAGCGGAAGACCACGCGGCGCAACCAGAAAGAGUGACAAGUGUUGAAUGACAAGGCAUCGUGAUUCAUGAUUCAUGUGGGUUUAGGCACCUCAUAUCACGUUUCGGAAGAAAGAGCUGAGCUCGUCCAAGCGGAAGACCACGAGGCGGCGGCGGGUGGAACCAGAAUGAGUGGCAAAGCAAGUGUUUAACGGGGACUGGCCAGGUUCUGCGUUGCACAGGCCAUCCAGCUUGUUCUGAUUGACACGCCUGUUGUUCCCCGAAAACGAUGCUGAAGGCAAGCUUCUUAUUCAGGCAGCACAACAUACAGUACAAACGGAUGCGAAAGCUGAAAACAACUGCCCACCCACAUUGCCUGCCCUUCUCUACCCCCCAACAAUUAC